Molecule: messenger RNA, 420 nt
Organism: Opisthorchis viverrini
Lineage: Eukaryota; Metazoa; Platyhelminthes; Trematoda; Opisthorchiida; Opisthorchiidae
Exons: 1
Biological process (GO): viral genome replication
Source: RefSeq, a predicted model, not a curated record
AUGAACAAACUAUGUACGCGGAAGAAUGCCUUUGUGAUCGAGGGGCCCACAACCACUGGUAAAACACUAUUUGUGAAACUCGUCGCCGAAAAUUAUGUGUAUGGGACAGUACAAAGAUCAGGCGACCACAGUCAGUUUUUCUUGAUGAAUUUACUCAACAAGACUCUAGCCUUGAUGGAAGAACCCAGGAUCACACAACUGACGGUUAACGAUUUCAAGGAAUUACUUGGAGGAAAUGCAUUUGAUAUCCAUGUGAAACAUCAAAAGGAUGAAAGACUGGAUAGAUUACCUGUCCUUAUCACAACCAACAACCCCUUGACAUAUUAUGUAAUGGACGCUGAUGGCAAAGCCAUCUUGGAACGAUGUUUUUAUUUCAAAUUUCAUGUAAAGGUCGGUUCACCUGACUUACCCGAACCACCA